Plodia interpunctella (Indianmeal moth) is the source of this 673-nucleotide messenger RNA. RefSeq lists its product as uncharacterized. Bases 80 to 580 code for a protein of 166 amino acids. Lineage: Eukaryota; Metazoa; Arthropoda; Insecta; Lepidoptera; Pyralidae. The record is from RefSeq and is a predicted model, not a curated record. The transcript is spliced from 2 exons.
UGGAAAUACAGAUAAUUGAGUUAAUAUAGGUUGCUUUCGAUGUUGGAGCCAUAACAACUGAAUAGUUACGGUAAUAACAAUGGUCAAAGUAACUUUUUUAUUUGUGGCCGCGUUGGCAAUUGUCAACGGUCAGCUCCUGCCGCUCCAAACACUAAAUCCAGUCACCGCAAGUCCCUGUGAGCAACUUAUCAUACCACCAUUGCCAUUAGCGCCAAUAACAAAGCCAUACAUCCCAGCGACAGUGUUGCCAGUGCCAGAAUUAGCGUUACAAUCUCCUCUUUUGCCGUCCCCACUUCUGCCGUCCCAACUUCUGCCGUCCCCACUUCUGCCGUCCCCACUUCUGCCGUCCCCACUUCUGCCGUCCCCACUUCUGCCGUCCCCACUUCUGCCGUCCCCACUUCUGACGUCCCCACUUCUGCCGUCCCCACUUCUACCUACGCCUUUGCUAAAUCCAUUUCUGCCUGUAGCGUCUCCCGUCUCCGCAUUGGCAAACCCAUUUUUGCCAUUGCCUCCAUCGUCCCCAUGUAACUGCGGUUGUCAGUAUUUGAAGAAGAUACCCAUACCUCCGCCGAGUAUUUAAUUUUUUUAUCUAUGAUUUUACUACCAUAGUUUUAUGUGACACUAUACAUAUAUCUGUACAUUGUCUGAUAAAUAAAUCAUUGAUUCAAACUCA